Molecule: messenger RNA, 1953 nt
Organism: Vitrella brassicaformis
Lineage: Eukaryota; Vitrellaceae
Source: the annotation of a GenBank genome assembly
CUCCCUCUCCAGUCUGUGUGUGUGUGUUGUGUGUUAUCUAAGAUCCUCUGUCCUUGUUGCCCGUGUGGGCACUCCACAGCCCCUCUCGGCCCAGCAACUCCGAGUACUCGUCGCUACCUGAUCAACGCACACACACAGACACCCAAUCAUACAGACAGACGAGUGAUGCAGAUCGACAGGAGCCAGGGGAUCUGUGCUGUGUUGUGUUGCUUACCUCCGCUGGCCUCUUGGCCGUCGUUGGGAUGCAUAUCGUCGUCAUCGUCACCGUCAUCGCCACCAUCAACGUCUCCAUCUGUAGCAUCCAUCCAUCCAUCCAUCCAUGUGUGUGUGUGUGAGUGUAUGUCCUGCUCUCUCCCCACCGUCAUCGUCGUCACCGUCGUCACCCUCAGCCUCACUCUCGCCACCGCCGUCCUCAUCUACACCACACAGACAGAGAGGGCCCAUCCAUCCAUCCAUCCAUCCAUUCUCAUGUGUGUGUCCCUUCCUCCAUCCACCAAUGUGCCUCCCUGCCUCUGUGCGUACCAUCGUCGCUGUCAUCCACCUCCCACUCUGAUGGCUCGUCUUGCACUACUUGGCCGUCGAAGACGACUUCAAGUCCUCGCCCCAGCGCCUCACUGCCCAGCUGAGUCGUCUGGCGGAAGCGGUCCUUAAAGGCACCGCUCGCACACACAGGUGCCUCGGUCGUGAAAACAAAAACCAACACUGCAGACAGUCAGACAGACGACACUGAUGACAUUUGACCAGCAGAGCUGCCUGUCUGUCGGCCUGACUGUCUGUCACCUGAUCUGUCGGCAACAUCGCCAAGACGAAUCCCCGCGACGAAGUUGUGGCUGCUAUCGGUCAGCACCAGCUCCAGCACCCGCGCACCACUGUAGCUGAAUGUGGUGGUGCAUCCGGCCACCGGUGUGUGGGGCGACUGGGUGAGGAGGUCAUCCAGACGGCCGCCACCAACACGCUUGAACCACACACACACACACACACACAAUCAGACACGCACCCCUCUCGCCACUGGUUCCAUUCGUGUGGUACCUGUUGAGGUGUAUCGAUGUGCGAUUGAUCGGGUGAGUCCAGCAGAAGUGGUCGUAGAUCAUGCCCUUGGCGAACGACGACACCGACGACACCGACGCAUCGGUGAUCCCGAAACUCGACACCCAUCUGCGGCCGUUGUAGUAGAUGCCGCUACGCACUGGUGGGUCAUGCUGCUGUCGGUGCCGCUGAUACAGAUGGUGGGCAGCGAGGGGCGGGUUGACGUCCAGCCGGAAGCCGGGCUCGUCCUUGAUGGCCCGCACCUCACCGUUGGCACGGCGGAGGAAACGCAGGCAGCUGCCGUCCCUGAACCGCACAUGGCGGCCGACCACCCUGAGCUGCGCCAACACACGGGGAAGCGACAUGUACGCCUACACGACACACACACACACACACACACAGAGAGAGAGAGAGAGAGAGAGAGAGAGGAUGAGGCCUCUCCGCCUUCUCUUCGCCCCCCCUCUGUGUGUGUGCCUUACCGUCUUGCUCCAGUGUUUGUUGAUGUCGUCUGCCGUGAGGCUGAGAGGCAGCGUGCAGCAGUCGCACUGGCUGGCCAGCUGCAGCACCUCAGCGGCCUCGUCCCACCUCUGCUCUUCCACCAUCCAGAUGGCCGCCAGCAGCUCACGCGGUUCAGACACCGUCUGGGCGUCGAAGGUCAGCACCGCGUCUAGCUGGUUGCCGUCAGCGAGGCGAAUGCGAUGCAGUGAGCGGUUGAGUCGGCUGCGGAGGACCUGGGCGGGGAAGUCGACCUUGCUGAAGAACAGGGCCGACCUCCUGAUGUUGCCGAGGUCCUUCAGGGUGUGCAGGCCAUCGCGCUCGUCCCGAUAGACGACGUCGAGCACCUGGCCGUUGAGGGCGGGCGAUACCUCGUCGGUGCUCUUGCUGUUGACCGCACCCAUCGCACUCGCAAAGGCUACUUGCUACGCC